Messenger RNA from Filobasidium floriforme, 4121 nucleotides. RefSeq lists its product as uncharacterized. The coding region runs from base 270 to 3920 and encodes 1216 amino acids. Gene Ontology annotation, molecular function: histidine phosphotransfer kinase activity; phosphorelay sensor kinase activity. Gene Ontology annotation, biological process: protein autophosphorylation; phosphorelay signal transduction system. The transcript has 10 exons. The record is from RefSeq and is a predicted model, not a curated record. NCBI's taxonomy places the organism in Eukaryota, Fungi, Basidiomycota, Tremellomycetes, Filobasidiales, Filobasidiaceae.
ACAGAGUGCACUCUCUAGUACGUCAGUACGUCAGUACCCUCUAGUCAACAACACAUCAUCAUCUGCCAUUCCUCUGCUCGACUGUCGACGAAACAACCCAUCAGCGAUACCCCUAAACACACCCUUCCGCUUUACCUCUUCGCUGGGGUCCCGUCAUGGCGACCGAAUAAAGAUAGCCAGACCUCUCUACAACGUUCCCCCGAUCAGAGAAUCACACCCCAAGGCUCUCUGCCCCGCUCGAGUCGGAGGCCGCAAUUUUCCCUAGAGUCAUGGUUCGAGCCGAGGAGACUACCGUGGCUCAGCUGGGACUGAUAGAAUUCCUGGAAGCGACCCCAGGACCUGCGUGUAUCAUCAGAUGCACAGUUGACGAGGACUCGAUAGACGCGGAUAGUUACAACGCGAGUGCCGAGAAGGAUGACCAGGAGGAUGUCGGGGUGACGAUCGCCUGGAGUAACGACCUGAUGACUUCUCGAAUGCGCGAUUCGGCGGAAAACGCCGUCUCGAGAGCUCGAGCCACCUCGCUGGACCAACUUGAAGGAGGGAAUCGAUCUAAAGCGAUAGACGUCCCCGUCGAAUCCGGGAGAGGAUCGCGAUUACGUUGGCGUUGUAUACCUCUUCGAAACGGAACCUACUGGGCUCUGACGGGUACGGAAGAUCCUCCUACCUCUACUUCCUCGAGCUCGACGGAAACCCGACUCGUGUUCCCCUCCCGCGCGUCCUCUUCGUCCAUCCCGACGACGGAUACCACGACCAAGGUCUCUGCUUAUGAACCCGAAGUCGGCAACGUCUUUGUCGAGGAUGUCACUCCCGGUCAAUUGGACUGGUUGUCAGUGACCGGUCGGACGCCAGAGUCCAAGGCAUUUAUCGAGCUGUUCAAGGAUAUGGAUUGGGAGAAGACGAAAUUAGGACGGCCGAGCGCGUGGAGUACGAGCCUGGUCACCAUGGUCAACGUGUGCCUGUCGAGUCCGUUUCCGGUAUUGCUGAGUUGGGGUAGCGACAAGGUGCUUCUAUAUAAUGAACAGUAUAGCAAGGUGAUCGGGGGCAGGCAUCCCGAGAUUCUAGGUAUGCCGUAUGACGAGGCUUGGCCAGAGGUUUGGGACGCUCUAGGUCCGGUCGUGGACUCGGCCUAUGCCGGAAACAUCGUCCACGUGGAAGACCAGGAGAUGUUCCUGAAGCGGAAAGAGAUACUUGAGGAGACAUUCUUUACGUGGAGCAUGAUCCCCCUGAGAGGUGUCUCUGGAACAGUGGAAGGGCUCUUUAUCCCUAAUUUCGAUCGAAGCAAUGCCGUCAUUUCCAACCGACGUCUUGCAGGUUUGCACGAGAUAAGUCGCCAUAUCGCCACGGGAACUUCACCGGAACUCGUAAUGGAAGCCGCCCUCCGGGGUCUCGCGCAGAACUCGCGGGACAUCGGUUUUGUCUUGCUCUACACAACGGACCGGGAUAGCAUCGAGGAGUUCAGCAGGGAAACAUCGGACUCGCAGUCGUUUGUCAAGACAGCGGGGACCGAUUGUGGGAGUGUUGCAUAUGGAUCCGCUGUCGCCGAAGACAUCGCGGUCGGGGAAGAGGAAUCGGAGAUCACGUUGACGUUAGCAGGCGCUAUGGGGGCCAUCAACCUGGAAGGACCCGGAGAUCACCUACCUAGAACGUUGACCUCUCACCGAUUGCAAGCCGUGGACGAAUGUGGCCCAUCCAAGUUGACGGACUUCAUCCGGCGUGCGCAUAUUCGGGACGAGUUGGUGCUCAUGCGAGAUGACGAGAUGGACGCCUUUGAGGGUUGUCUCAGACCCAACGUCUUUGAGGAUAUCCCCCAGCAGGCUGCGGUAAUACCUAUCAAGGCGUCGGCGGAGGACAGAUGUCACGGGAUCUUGGUUGUUGGACUGAGUACCAGGUUGUUCUUCGACGACUCGUAUUCCAACUACCUCGCUUUGGUCCGGACGCUACUCGCCAACGGUCGAGCGGCCGCGGAACUACACUUGGAGGAGAAAUUGCGGGCCGAGUAUCUCGCUGCGAUCAACCGACAAAAGGCUCGAGAACUCGAGGUAGCCCUGGAUCGCAAGACACAAGAGCUCAAAGAGGCGGAACUCAAGUUUACUUCGGCCUUUGAUAUCUCCCCCGCCGGAAUCUGGAUAGGUUCAGCAGAUGGCCGGGUUGAGUUUGGGAAUCAAGUCUAUCGGCGUUGGUCCGGACUCGAAUCUACCGGCUCGCUAGACAAGUGGAUAGAUAUGGUCCAUCCAGACGACAAGGAGAAGGUACACGAUCAGUUUGUGUUGUGCUUGAAACAACUGGUCAAGGCCGAGUUCCGUUUUCUGACCGGAGAAACGACCGAGGCGGGCGAGCCCGAGGUGCGAUGGAUUGAAGCGACCGGCAAGCCGGCGUUUGGUCCUGGGAUCAAUCCCGACACCGGCGAACCAGAGGUACUAUUUGUAACGGGCGCCCUGAUUGACGUCACCUUGAGGAAGAAGAACGAGGCCUUCCAAGCCCAAAGGGCAGAUGACAAUCUGGCGAUGCGGCAUCAGCUGGAAGAUUACGUUGACUUCAUUUCACACGAACAGCGCACGCCGAUCUUUGGAAUGGGUAUGGCCAUUCAAUCGCUGAUUGAUCGACUCAAGUCCCUACGCGGAUUAUCAGAGAUGCAUCAGGCAGAGAUCGAGGCCGCUCUGCAAGAUGCCAAUAUCAUCACGCUGUGUAUCUCACACAUGCAGAGGCUUGCGGACGACAUUCUUUUAUUGAGCAAGCUGGAUCGAGACAUGCUCGUCAUGACGCCAGCACCUUGCCGUCCAAUCCAGAUUGUGAAAGACGUCGCCGAGAUGAUCGUUGCACCCGAGCGUGACGUUGUGUACGCGUUGGAUAUCACUUCCCGCUACAAUGAGCUCGUCGACUGGGUCAAUGUGGAUCCGCAACGGGUCGCCCAGACAGUAAUGAACUUGGUCAACAACGCAAUCAAGUUUACCAGAAACCGUCCGGUAAGGCGGAUCACCAUCCGGCUCGAUGCGAGCCUUUCCAAACCUCCUGUCGAUGUGGGCGAUUUCGUGGAUGAAGAUGGUGUCAGGUCGACACCCAAAGAGCUAUCCGGCGAAUCAAGCGUCAUCAUAAUUUGCUCCGUGCAGGACACGGGGAUCGGGAUCGAACCCGACGAGGCGAAGAAGCUCUUCCGCAGAUUCCAGCAAACCUUGAAGACCUCAGUGACCUAUGGUGGAAGUGGAUUAGGACUCUUCUUGUGCAAGCGGAUCACGCAAAAGCUAGGAGGAGACAUCACGCUUCAAACUGAAUACGGCAAAGGCUCGACCUUCACUUUUUACGUCGAAGCCGAACGUUGUGAAGCCCCACCAGCAGAUCCUCAGGUUUCAUUAGCACCCUUGGUUGACCAGGUCACGGAUUCGGAGCAAGCGGUGCUUCACGAUCUUCGGAAUGACUCUACGACACCUCUACCUGACAGUUCGCAUGCAACCUUGGAUAGAGCGGCCGAAGACAUUCUCAACACGCCAAAGACGCUCAACAGUCCGAUCGCUGAACAACAAGACGAGCUUAUUCAUAUCCUUCUGGCCGAAGAUAAUAUCAUCAACCAGAAGCUGUUGCAGAGACAAUUGGUCAAAGCCGGAUUCAAGGUGUCUGUGGCGAAUAACGGCGUGGAGGCCUUGGAAUAUCUCCACUCGACGCCACUGCCUCUGCACUGUAUAUUAAUGGAUAUCGAGAUGCCCAAGAUGGGCGGGAUCGAGUGCACCGGAGAGAUUCGUAAGAUCGAGGCGGAACGAACGAAAGCACAACGGAUACCUAUUAUAGCGGUCACUGCCAACGCUAGGACCGCGCAGAUCCAGGAGAUGCUGGAUUCUGGAUUCGACGACGCAAUCGCCAAGCCAUUCGCCAUCAAGGCUUUAACAACCAAGAUCAACAGCCUUGCGCGGUCAUACCGGACAGCAUGAAUCAUAUGUGCAUGGCCGGUUCUGGAUAGACGUAUCAUGCCAUUAUAAUAUAGUAUGGAUGGGGGGACUUUGGAUUGUAAUCUCGACCAUCGUUGUAUACAGCAGCAUCGGAGCCGAAUCACGGCCAUUUCGCCUGGAUAACGUCAUCAUCGACCAGAACGAACACCCUCUCCUUUGUUCGGCGAGGGGUCACUCAUGAAG